AAAUUGGCAAAAUGACUCAAACCACAAGGACUAAAAUCGCACUUAACUCUUCUAUUUAACAACGUUUACCCGUUUUCAUUUUUUGCAUCUUCAACUAUGAACAAAAUGAAGAACAACUGUUAUGGAAUUUGUUUCUUUAUUUCUAUAGCAAUCAAUAUACUACUUUGUACAGGUAUAUAUAUGUAUAUAGGUGGAGCUCGGUGGGAAGAUAUGAAACAGGAGAUUAGUUGGCAGUCGUCGUUGGCGUUGACAUGGAGCGAGAAGGCAGCGGCGGAGGCGGAGGCGGUUGCAGCAGCCUCAUGCUCCGGCCAUGGUAGAGCUUUUGUUGACCGUUUGACUUCUGAUGGUCAACCUGUUUGUGAGUGCUUUAACUGUUAUAGUGGGUCUGAGUGCUCUGUGUAUUCUGUUGAAUGUGCUGCAGUUGCCACAAGUGGGGAUCUUACAUUCCUUGAGCCAUUUUGGAUUCAAAACGCAGCCAAUACUGCAGUUGUCAUAUCGGGCUGGCAUCGUAUGAGUUACAACUACGCUGACGCCACUAAGAUGUUAAAAGACCUCGAAAAUUGCAUUCGUAAGCUACAUUCCAUAGCCAGGAAUGCAGUCACUGAAGGACGAUACAUGGUCUUCGGUGUCGGGUCAGCCCAACUUCUAAGUGCAGCGGUUUACGCUCUUUCUUCUGGAAACUCUUCUUCACCGUCCAACGUCCUCGCUUCCAUACCGUUCUAUUGGCUGUUCAGGGAUCAGACCAGCUUCUUUAGCUCCAAGUAUUUUGAGUUUGAAGGAAACACAAACUCAUUGCAAUCGAAAAAUUCAACAAAUAACCGGGAUGUGAUUGAAUUUGUAACCUCACCAAACAAUCCAGAUGGGGAGUUGAAGAAGCCGGUAUUUGGAGGCAAGGCAAUAUAUGAUCAGGUCUUCUAUUGGCCACAUUUUACACCUAUCCCGGAGCCUUCGGAUCAGGAUAUCAUGAUUUUCUCUCUUUCUAAGCUCACAGGCCACGCUGGUUCACGUUUUGGGUGGGCAAUUAUAAAAGAUAGAGAUGUAUAUGAAAAGAUUUUAUCAUAUACCUCCAAGGCUGCUGUGGGGAUCUCACAAGAUACCCAACUAAGAGCUUUGAAGAUUUUACAAACAACAAUAGAUGAAGAUGGAAAACCGUUUUUUGAAUUUGCUUACACCAAGAUGACAGAGCGUUGGGAUAGGUUAACUUCUGUCUUCUCAAAAUCAACUAGAUUUUCACUCCAGAAUAGACACCCUUUUCACUGCAAUUACUUCAACGAAACUAGGCUACCAACUCCAGCUUUCGCAUGGGUGAAAUGUGAAAGAGAAGAAGACAACGACUGUCGCUCAGUGCUAGAAGCAGGAAAAAUCAUAAGCCUAAGUGGAAGCCAAUUAAGUGCCACAGAUCGUUAUACACGAGUUAGCCUCACUGUGAGACAAGAUGACUUCGAGUUGCUUAUGAUACGAUUCACCAACCUAAUAUCUCUUGAAAAUGGUAGUCUCCAAACAAUGUGAAAAGUGUUGAAGACAGAUUAAACAUUCUGACUGUUUCAUGCAUGUGGAAGUUUAUGGGUCAUCUUGCUGCAUGUGUGGAAGAAGUUGUUUAUCUCGUUUAUCGCUUUUGUUAUUUGGAUUAGUUUGAAUAAAGCCAUUGGCUAGUUUUUUUUUUUUUGCUCCAAGUCUAAAGCUUUUAAGAUGUUGUUCCUUAGCUUUAAAAGGGUCUCUGUAUUCCUUGUUUUGUACGCACUUUUGAAUAAUAAAAUUCAGAAAGCAUUGGCUCUCAAA
Messenger RNA from Helianthus annuus (common sunflower), 1779 nucleotides. RefSeq names its product tryptophan aminotransferase-related protein 4. Gene Ontology annotation, molecular function: transaminase activity; carbon-sulfur lyase activity. Gene Ontology annotation, biological process: amino acid metabolic process. The transcript is spliced from 5 exons. The record is from RefSeq and is a predicted model, not a curated record. NCBI's taxonomy places the organism in Eukaryota, Viridiplantae, Streptophyta, Magnoliopsida, Asterales, Asteraceae. The coding region runs from base 97 to 1509 and encodes 470 amino acids.